UCUCUCACUCGAAACUUGAUGAUUUCAACAAGCAACAACGUUGAGACUCCAAAGUGCUUCCCUCUCGCCUUCUCCUUUUCCUACUUUCCUAUUAGUCUUAGUUGCUUGAUUUUCUGGCCACUGUUGCUGUUCCAAAGGGUUCAUCUCUCCAUAUCGCAAUCAAAUUCCUAGCUAGAAUGGGUGAUCGGCAUUUCUAGGAUUGAUGCAUCUGUCUCCAAUCAGCACGGAUGGUUAUUCUUACACCUGAUUUUAGAUCUUCAACUGCAUCGGCCAGCCUUGAUGUUAUUCGCCGGUGAAAGAUGAGUUCCGACAAUUCUUUGGAGUUCACUCUUAGGGAUAUUCUUGCUGCGAUCAAUCCCACAGGAGAUGACUGGUCCGCAAGACUGCGACUCAUUGAGGAGCUUCGAGUUGUUGUUCGGUCUUUAGAAAGUCUUAGAGGUGCAACUGUGGAGCCAUAUGGGUCAUUUGCCUCUAAUCUUUUCACAAGGUGGGGAGAUUUGGAUGUAUCAAUAGAGUUACCCAAUGGUUCUUACAUUUCAAUGUCUUUUGGAAAAAAGCACAAGCAGACUUUACUACAAGAUGUAUUAAAAUCUUUAAGGAGGAGAGGUGGAUGGCAGAAGUUGCAAUUUAUUGCCAAUGCAAGGGUUCCUAUUCUGAAGUGCAAGAGCAGCUAUCUGAACAUCUCUUGUGAUAUAUCGAUCAAUAAUUUGAAUGGCCAAAUGAAGUCCAAAUUAUUGUUUUGGAUCAAUGAGAUUGAUCGACGUUUCCGCGACAUGGUUUUAUUGGUCAAGGAAUGGGCAAAAGCACAUGAUAUCAAUGAUUCUAAGUCUGGCACUUUCAACUCAUACUGUCUAAGCUUGCUUGUCAUCUUCCAUUUUCAGACAUGUACACCUGCAAUUUUACCUCCUCUUCAAGAAAUCUACCCUAGAAAUAUGGUUGAUGACCUUAGAGGUGUGAGAGCUGAUGCAGAGAAGAAUAUUGAAGAAACGUGUGCUGAGAAUAUAUACAGGUUUAGAUCGGACAAAUCCAGAAUGAGAAAUUACAGUUCUUUGUCCGAGCUUUUCAUUUCAUUUCUUGCAAAAUUUUCUGACAUUAGUUCAAGGGCACCAGAGCAAGGAAUCAGCCCGUGUUCUGGACAAUGGGAAAAUAUUGAAACCAAUACGAGAUGGCAGCCAAAAACAUAUGCACUAUUUGUUGAGGACCCGUUUGAGCAGCCAGCUAAUACUGCCAGGACUGUUAACCAGAGAAAUCUAUCGAGGAUAUCAGAAACAUUUCAGACAACCCACCAAAUGCUUAUAUCAGGCAAUCAGGAUUAUAAUUCUGUCCUUGCAACUCUAGUGGGUCCUCAAGUAUCCCAAUUUCUUCAAAGGCGGCCUGUUCAUAAUCCUAGACCUAGAGCCUAUAUCAGUCAAAACAGUAGGGCUCGUCCUCAGACGGAUAGGGCGGUGAAUUUGUCCAUGCAAGGGCAGAAUCAGUUUCAGAAUGCUAGAGUUGAUAGGAGACCCAACACCAACGGUGCGACCAUGCAGAGAACAGUUAAUGCAGCUCAGAAUCAAGUCCAGCAAGUAUGGAGACCAAGAUCUGAUAGAUGAACAAUACCAAAUUAGUUUUUCUUCUGGGUGUAAGGCAGUAGUUCAUAUGUGAAACCAACCCAAUAUGCUGCCUGCUAGUUCACUCAUGGAUUUGUUGCCUUUCUGGAGAAAUUUUAGAAGAAUUUUCCUUUCCUGAUUAAUGUUGUUUUGAGACUGCCAUAUAGUGUCAUACUAGUGAGCUGUGAUUCUACAGCAUUUCAUUAUAGAUGGAGAAAUCUUUGGAAGAUGUCAGUUAAGAUUGAGAACUGAUAGCCAACGGAGCCUUGGCUUAGUGGCAAGGCAAAGGCAUCGGGUCUUUGUGCCCAGGUUUGUUUCCUGCCAAGUGCAGGGCGUUAUUGCUGGUUUUAAGGAGUUGUACUAUAUUUGUGCUUUGAUCUGUUGUACUUUAAUCCCUAUAUUCACAUGAGUGAUCAUAAUGUAUUGAAAUGUACUUGUAUCAUAACAAAAAAAAAAAAAAUUGAAAAUUUAUCAUGGA
Diospyros lotus (date-plum) is the source of this 2067-nucleotide messenger RNA. Its product is annotated as protein HESO1. The coding region runs from base 300 to 1592 and encodes 430 amino acids. The transcript has 8 exons. The record is from RefSeq and is a predicted model, not a curated record. Gene Ontology annotation, molecular function: RNA uridylyltransferase activity. Lineage: Eukaryota; Viridiplantae; Streptophyta; Magnoliopsida; Ericales; Ebenaceae.